AUGGAGACGAUGCAGAAGAAUCAAUUAACAAUGCAGAAGAAGCAAUUGACAAUGCAGAAACUCAAGUGGUUCCUAGCAAAUCAAUUGAUUCAAAUUCAGAACAACACAACCAAAUCAAAUGCAAUUGAAGAUACAAAUCCAAUUGAUGCUUCUGGUUUAGAUCUUAGAGGAUCAUUUCUUGGUGUGGUAAGACAAACUUUUGAAGAAAUUUUGGAAUUGUAUGAAAAACAUGCAGCUAUACUGGGGUUUUCAAUAAGAAAAUGUAUAACUAGAUUCAAAAAACAAACAAAAAUAGUAACUGAGAAAAAUUAUGUGUGUUCUGCUGAAGGAAAGAGAAAUUCAGGUCAAAAGAAAACAAAGUUAGUUGAAAUGGUUGAUGAAGAGGAUGUAAAUGUUAAAACAAGAAAGCCAAGACAAGUAGCCAUUACAAGAUCGAAUUGCAAGGUAUGUAUAAGAGCAAAAGUGAAUAAAGAAGGAAAGUUUGAGGUAGUGGCUCAUGUUAUUGAGCAUAACCACGAGCUAACAAGGUCACAGUGGCAUUAUUUGCAUCGUUCUGAAAGAAAAAUGACCGAGGAAAAAGCUGAAGCAAUCAAAACAAUAAAAUCUUCAGGUCUAACUACAAUGGACACUUACAAUUACAUGGCUACAGAGGCUGGAGGAGAACAUAAUGUAGGUCAUAGUGUUGUAGAUCAUCUGAAUUUCUGCUUAAGGUUAAGAAUGGAACAAAUUGAGGCUGGAGAUGCUCAAACUUUAGUGAACAUUUUAAAUCAGGAACAAUCAGAAGAUCCGAACUUCUUUUUUAGAGUGAAGUUUGACAAUGAAGGGAGAAUUUCCAAUAUCUUUUGGAGAGAUUCAAUGAUGUUAGAAGACUAUAAAAUAUAUGGAUAUGUUCUUGUCUUUGAUACAACAUACAAAACCAACAGAUACAAUAUUAUAUGUGCUCCAUUUGUUGGCAUAAAUAAUCACUGGCAUAAUUGUAUGUUUGCAUGUGCUUUUAUUGGGGAUGAAAAAACAGAUUUAUUUGUGUGGCUACUAGAAACCUUCUUGAAAGCUAUGGAGAAUAGAAGACCAACUUCAAUAUUCAGUGACCAGGACCAAGCAAUGACAAAUGCAAUUGAGCAGGUGUUUCCUAAUACAAGGCAUAAACUAUGUAUCUGGCAUUUGGAACAAAAUGCCAUAACCAGAUUUGGGGCUCUUAAAAAAGACAAAGAAUUCAAGUAUGCAUUCUACCAGUGCUUAAAGAUGUGUGUGAUAGAACAAGAAUUUGAAGCAAAGUGGCAAGCAAUGAUGCAAAAAUAUGACUUGACAGCACACUCUUGGUACCAAGGAGUGUAUGAGUUGAAAGAAAAAUGGUGUCCUGCCCUUAGUAGAGAUUUCUUUUCAGCAGGAAUUCUAUCAUCACAAAGGAGUGAAAGCACUAAUCAAGCUAUAGAAUUCAGAGCAAUUAAAGCAACUACAUUGACAGAAUUUUAUACCAUAUUUAAGAAGACAACCAAUCGUUGGAGAAGCACAGAGAAAUAUGAUGAGUUUACCUGUAGCAAGUCAAUAGCAUUCACUUCAUUGCCACUGUCCGGAAUGCUAAAUCAUGCAGCACAUGUAAAAAUAACAAGAAUACUAGACAAGUAUGUUUCAAAAAAAUGGACUAAGUUUGCAAAAACAGAGGCAUGGGAUAGGUUCAAGAAUCAGGAUCCUACACAGCCAUAUAUUCCAUGGAGGCAAACAAUGAUGAGGAAAUACUACAAUUUAAUCUUAAAAAGUCAAGAAACUGAAGAGACAAGAGCAUUUACGGAAGAAAGCUUCAAAAACAGUCUUAAAAUGGUGGAAGAAUUACUUGCUAGUGCUACUCAGAGAGAAAGUGCAGAAGCUGCUUCUAACAUUCCUGAUGUGGCAGACAGCACUCAAAGCAAUAAUGAUGUUUCUUCGGCAUCGAGUACAAGCACAAGUGUACCAACAAUACUUGAUCCUAAAAGGGCUGUAACAAAAGGAAGAAGCAAGUGA
Messenger RNA from Chenopodium quinoa (quinoa), 1998 nucleotides. RefSeq names its product protein FAR1-RELATED SEQUENCE 5-like. The record is from RefSeq and is a predicted model, not a curated record. Gene Ontology annotation, biological process: regulation of DNA-templated transcription. The coding region runs from base 1 to 1998 and encodes 665 amino acids. The transcript is spliced from 4 exons. Lineage: Eukaryota; Viridiplantae; Streptophyta; Magnoliopsida; Caryophyllales; Amaranthaceae.